Pararge aegeria (speckled wood butterfly) is the source of this 2145-nucleotide messenger RNA. RefSeq names its product V-type proton ATPase subunit E (gene Vha26). Gene Ontology annotation, biological process: proton transmembrane transport. The transcript has 5 exons. The coding region runs from base 129 to 809 and encodes 226 amino acids. Gene Ontology annotation, molecular function: proton-transporting ATPase activity, rotational mechanism. Gene Ontology annotation, cellular component: proton-transporting two-sector ATPase complex, catalytic domain. NCBI's taxonomy places the organism in Eukaryota, Metazoa, Arthropoda, Insecta, Lepidoptera, Nymphalidae. The record is from RefSeq and is a predicted model, not a curated record.
UCAUAUGAUUGUUCAAUGAAGAAGCACGUCUGAUAGGCGUCGACAUACUUUUUCUAGCCAGUAUUUUAAUUUCUGGCUCAAUAUCGGCCGUUUUUACGUGUUAGUGGUGUAAAAAAUAAUCAUCAGCCAUGGCGCUCAGCGACGCAGAUGUUCAAAAACAGAUCAAGCAUAUGAUGGCCUUCAUCGAACAAGAGGCCAAUGAAAAGGCUGAAGAAAUCGAUGCAAAGGCUGAGGAGGAGUUCAACAUUGAGAAAGGCCGUCUGGUGCAACAACAGCGGCUAAAGAUCAUGGAGUACUAUGAAAAAAAGGAAAAACAAGUUGAACUUCAGAAAAAGAUCCAAUCGUCGAACAUGCUGAAUCAAGCUCGUCUGAAGGUGCUCAAAGUACGUGAAGAUCAUGUACGCAAUGUACUGGACGAGGCACGCAAGCGCCUGGCUGAAGUCCCCAAGGACACCAAGCUGUACUCUGAACUUCUUGUAACACUUAUGGUUCAGGCUCUCUUCCAGCUCAUGGAGCCAGCAGUGACAAUCCGUGUGCGACAGGCUGACAAGUCCCUUGUGGAAUCUCUCCUUGGAAAAGCUUCCCAAGAUUACAAGGCCAAGAUCAAGAAGGAUGUGCAACUGAAGAUUGAUGCCGAGAACGUCCUCCCACCUGACACCUGCGGUGGUAUUGAACUUAUCGCCGCCAGAGGGCGCAUCAAGAUUUCCAACACCCUCGAGUCUCGCUUGGAGCUAAUUGCUGCCCAGCUGUUGCCAGAAAUCCGUACAGCCCUGUUCGGACGCAACCCUAACCGUAAAUUCACCGACUAAUCUAAACGGUGAAUACACACACUUGUUAUUAAUAACAACUUAUUUAAAAAAAAAAACUUAGUAUCUAUAAUAAUGUUAUAAUAAGUGUUUUUCCUUUGCCUAUUUAAUAAUUAUAAAAUAAUAUUAUAAUGCGUACAAUUUUAUCUCUGUGUAGAAUGUAUCGUAAAGGAAACAUUAAAGUCGUCAGAAAGUUUUGUGUCGUCAUGUGAUUAUCCUGAUGCCUGGUUUCUUUCAAUGGAUUGAAUUUAUUAAAUACAAAAAUCUUUAUUAAAGAAGAACCAGCUGUACUGGUAAAGAAUACCCGCGGGUUUAUGCUGUAAAAUUGUUUGAUAUUAAAAUUGAUUUUUUGCUUAGGUUUUAUAUCAGAUCACAUGUUAACAUCGAGAUGUACACUUCAACUGUAAAGUAUAACCCCUCUGAUUUGACAUCCAAUAAUACAUGUUUGUAAAAACAAAUAUCUGAUCUGCAGACUAAGGAAAAGGGGAUACCAAUAUCUUCAUAUAUACAAAACAUCAUAUUGAUAUGUCAUUAAAUAUAUAAAAACGAGGUACAAUGAAUUUAGUUUCACAAAGCCCAUCUUUUUUUAUUCAGUCUGUGGUCGUAUCAAUAACACAUCUAUUUGCAGGGAACACAGCACAUGGCCUAAUAUUAAUGUCUACUUUUAACUGUACAUUAGUUUCGCCUUUAAUGUAUGUCUGUAUACGUAUUUAAAAAAUAUUUAAUUAUUACAAUUCAUUCGUAAUAAUAUAGCCCAAUAUAUCUAUGUAAUAGGGGGUAGUGUAUAGGAUUUUGAAAACAAGUGUAUUCAAUUAAGAUAUAACCGUUAACUGUAUGCUGAUAAAUAACCGAAUAUUGCGUACAAAUAGAAUGAAAAAAAAAAAUACAGUUAAUAUCACACCUUUAUCCAUACAGUAUUAUUAAAGCACAAGAUAUACAUCUCUUUGUAUUACAAAGAUAUGUGUUUCAUGUAUGCAAUUAUAUUAUUCAUGUAAUUUUCAUGUUCGAAUUAAAUGUUCAGAUUAAUGUUUUUAAGCUUCCUACAUGUUUAUUAUAAACUUUAAAGGAUUUAUUGAUCGCUGCAAGAUUUUAGAAUGACAGCAGCAUCCUACGCUAUGCUCACUUAAAUCGAGGCAAAGAUUUGGCUGGUCGCAGUGUAGUGUCACACUAUAAACUUGCAGUCGCACAAUAUUCCUUUUGAGUUUGUUCCUGGCAAUUAUGUUAGUCUUGCUUUUGAAUAAAUAUUGAGCACUGUAGCUCUGAAAAAAAUUAUAAAUAUUUAUGAUUCCAAUUAUUGCACUGUUAAAUUUCUUAUGUAAAUAUAUAGAUGUGUUAAAAA